AUGUCUGGCUAUAAUCGUCUUGACGAGGACAUGGAUCCGCGACGGCCAGGUCGGACGCCCUCGCCAGGGCAUCCACUGGCGAACUACCAGCUUGAUAGCUAUUCACAUUCGCAAGCCGGCCCGCUGGAAAUCCCCAUGGGUCCUGGGCCCGGUCCUGGCACACCAGGUGACAGGCUCCAAAUACAGCCAAGUUAUUCGGUCGAAAACAUUCCCUACGGCGCAACCGAUUAUCACGACGAUUACAUAUCGCAUCCGCAUCCGCAGCCGCAUCGCCAGGACAGUAAUUACUCGCUCGAUCCUCAAGCGCAUCACGAUGCGUACUACAACCCGCCCUACGAUCCUUCACCGCAUGACGAGAGCCCGCACCCAUAUGGCGCACAGCCUGACCACUACUGGCAAGACGAUGAUAGGCGGCCCAUGAUAGGCGGUGCCGACGCUUAUGGACCAGAUCCGCAUGAGCCACUCGAUCACGAUGAAUACCAUCCAGGCGACGACAGUCACCUACACGCUGAGAACCCGUUUCAUGAUGAGCCGCUGCCCACUCCGAGCCCUGCGCCCAUAAAACGAUGGAAGACGGUCAAGGAGGUGCAACUGUUCAAAGGAAAUUUGGUGCUCGACUGCCCGAUUCCGCCGCGGCUGCUCAAUCAGGUCCAGCAUGCACAGCCUCCAGAGCGUGACGAAUUCACGCAUAUGCGCUACUCGGCUGCCACAUGCGACCCUGCCCAUUUUGACGAGGAGCGCUUCACACUGCGACAGAAGCUAUUCGCAAAGCCGAGACACACCGAGUUGUUCAUCGUCGUUACCAUGUACAACGAAGAGGACGAGCUGUUUGCGCGAACCAUGAUGGGUGUGAUCAAGAACAUCGAGUACAUGAACUCGCGUACAAACAGCAAGACGUGGGGCAAGGACGCGUGGAAGAAGAUCGUGGUCUGUGUCGUCAGCGAUGGUCGUGCUAAGAUCAAUCCAAGAACGCGGGCCGUGCUAGCGGCGCUCGGUGUCUACCAAGAUGGCAUUGCCAAGCAGCAGGUCAACGGCAAAGAUGUGACUGCACAUAUUUAUGAGUACACUACGCAAAUGACCCUCGACAUCAAAAAGGGUGUUGUGGGUGUCAAGAAGGGCAACACACCUGUGCAGAUGCUUUUCUGCUUAAAGGAGAAGAACCAGAAAAAGAUCAAUUCGCACAGAUGGUUCUUCCAAGCUUUCGGAGCGGUGCUCGAUCCGAACAUUUGUGUAUUGCUGGACGCUGGAACCAAACCCGGCAAAGACUCCAUCUACCAUCUUUGGAGAGCGUUCGAUUUGGAGCCCAUGUGCGCCGGCGCUUGCGGUGAGAUCAAAGCUAUGUUGGUCCACGGGAAGAAGCUGUUGAACCCGCUUGUUGCGACGCAGAAUUUUGAGUACAAAAUGAGUAACAUCCUGGACAAGCCGCUGGAGUCUGCAUUCGGGUUCAUUUCUGUGCUUCCAGGAGCUUUCUCCGCCUACCGCUACGUCGCUUUACAAAACGACAAGACGGGUACUGGACCUUUGGAGAAAUACUUCCUCGGUGAAAAGAUGCAUGGAACGAAUGCUGGUGUGUUUACAGCUAACAUGUAUCUUGCCGAGGAUCGUAUCCUUUGCUUCGAACUCGUCUCAAAGAGGAAUUGCCACUGGAUCCUGCAGUACGUCAAGUCUGCCAACGGAGAGACGGACGUUCCGGUCGAGAUGGCCGACUUUAUCCUGCAGCGAAGACGAUGGCUGAACGGUUCCUUCUUCGCCGCUGUGUACGCCUUGGCCCAUUCCUUCGACAUCUUCCGCAGUGACCACUCGUUCCUUCGAAAGAUGAUGUUCCUUGUGGAAUUCUUCUAUCAGACCAUCAACAUGAUUUUCGCCUGGUUCGCUCUCGGUAACUUCUUCCUGGUUUUCGUCAUCUUGACCAAGUCACUCUCCACGGAAAUUGGCACAGCUGGAAAAGUCCUCUUCAUCAUCUUCGAAUGGUUAUAUAUCGGCGUCCUGAUCACAUGUUUCAUCCUUGCGCUCGGUAAUCGACCACAAGGAUCAAAUCGAUGGUAUAUGAGUAUGGUAUACUUCUGGUGCAUCAUCAUGGCAUACCUCAUGUUCGCCUCAAUAUUCAUCACGGUCAGAUCGGUCCAGGAGCAAAUCAAAACCAAUAAAGGGUUCAAUGUCGGCGAUAUCUUUGCAGACAAGAUCUUCUUUACCUUGGUGGUAUCACUUGCUUCGACAUACCUCAUGUGGUUCAUUGUCUCGAUCCUCUUUUUGGACCCAUGGCACAUGUUUACGUGUUUCAUCCAGUAUCUCCUCAUGACGCCGACCUAUAUCAACAUCCUUAACGUGUACGCCUUCUGCAAUACGCACGACAUCACCUGGGGUACCAAGGGCGACACCAAAGCGGAGAAGCUGCCCUCGGUCACAACAAAAGCAGACGGAAAGGCCGAGAUUCACGCGCCGACCGACGAUGCCGAUCUCAACACCCAGUACGAAGCGGAGAUCCAGGUCUUUUCCACGAAGUACAAAGAGCCGGAAAAGGUUGUGUCUGAUUCCGACAAGCAGGAAGACUACUACAAGGGCUUCCGUUCUGGUGUUGUGCUCUUCUGGAUGUUCUGCAAUUUGGCGCUUUGCGCGGCUGUGCUGCAGACGGGUGGACUGGAGGUUACGGUUAGCGAUCCGGAUGAGGCGGCACAGAAGAAGACUGAUGCGGCGACGAUCUAUCUCGCGGUUGUGCUGUGGAGUGUGGCGGGCCUGUCGCUGUUCAGGUUCAUCGGGGCGAUGUGGUUCCUCGUCGUGAGGAUGUUCCGCGUUACAGCUGUACAAAAGCAGCUUCAGGACAGUGCGCUUGGUCCAGUGACCGGACUUUUCGCCCCUGCUGUUGUAGCUCAGCCACGUCACAAGCCUCUCACAGCUUCGGCCGACUCGACUGUAAUGUCUUGGGGUACUGAUGGUGCGGAUGCCUGGGGUUCCGGCGGCGGCGGAGGGGACGACAGCUGGAACGGCGGCGCCAACACUGCAACUGCCAACGCCGGCGGUGAGUCCUGGGGCGCUGGCGGCGAUGAUUCUGGCGGCGGCGGAGGUGGCGAUGCCGGUGACAGGACUUGCCGAGUCUGCAACCAAGUUGGCCACUUUGCUCGCGACUGCCCUGACAAGCCUGAGGGUGGCGGUCUUACUGGCGAGUGCUUCAACUGCGGCGAGGUCGGUCACAAUAAGGCUGACUGCACCAAUCCCAAGGUCGAUCGUCCCUUCACCGGCACUUGCAACUCCUGCGGUGUUGAAGGCCAUAGUGCGCGCAGCUGUCCCAGCGCUACUUGCAGGCUCUGCGGCGAAGCUGGUCACAAGGCCCUCGAGUGCAGCUCCCGCCGCAAGAUCGACUGGACCGGCGUCCCUGAGCUAGAGGCCGAAGAGGCCUGGAUGAAGCUUGUUACUGCAUCAGACGAGAAGGACCUGGAUGCGUUCCGUACCUGCCUGCGCGCAUACGCUCGUGCCAUCGACGGCGAGUUCAACGUGUCCGAGGUCGAGACUGCACUUCGCGACUCAGAGCUGUCAAUCUUCCUGAUAGCUCUCAAGCAAGAAGUCGCUCCAUACAUGACUAUCGUGGAUCUCAUCGGCAAUCCGGACCGAGAGUUCGUCCUUUCGAUCCAAUUGUCGGCUAAGCCUCGCCGUGCCAAGUUGGCACAAGGUUGGCCUGCGGAUGCUGCAGAGAACCUGGAGCGACUCAAGUCCGCCGGCUUCGUUCAAGAUCGCGGCGUGCCCAUGUGCUCGAACUGCAAUGAGCUCGGCCACGUGAGGAAGCACUGCAAGCAAGAGCUUGUUGAGCACGAAAAGACGGCUCCGGUCAUUAACUGCGUCUACUGCAAGGAGGAGGGCCAUCGUGCGCGCGACUGCCCGAAGGAACGCAUCAGCCCUUUUGCCUGCAAGAACUGCAAGCAGGAAGGUCACAAGGCAGCUGAUUGCCCCGAGCCUCGUUCGGCUGAGGGCGUUGAAUGCCGCAAGUGCAAUGAGACUGGCCACUUCUCACGAGACUGCCCUAACGUCGAAGCUCGUCCACCCCGAACUUGCCGCAACUGCGGCUCUGAGGAUCAUAUAGCCAAGGAGUGCGACCAGCCGCGCAACCCUGACAACGUAACUUGCCGCAACUGCGAGAAGCAGGGUCACUUCUCACGCGACUGCCCCGAACCGAAGGAUUGGUCCAAGGUCAAGUGCUCGAACUGUGGUGAGAUGGGUCACACCAUUAAGCGCUGCAAAGAGCCCAUUGAUGGAGGUGAUGCUGCCGGAGAUGGUGGUGCCGUCGGAGGAGGAGGCGGCCAAUGGGAAGCUUCCGGCAAUGCUGGUGCUGCUGCGUCUGGCAACGCUCCUGGAGGUGGGGACACUUGGGGAAGCGGCGGCGGCGGUGGCUGGUAA
Messenger RNA from Didymosphaeria variabile, 4386 nucleotides. RefSeq lists its product as uncharacterized. Gene Ontology annotation, cellular component: cell periphery; cell septum. NCBI's taxonomy places the organism in Eukaryota, Fungi, Ascomycota, Dothideomycetes, Pleosporales, Didymosphaeriaceae. Bases 1 to 4386 code for a protein of 1461 amino acids. The transcript is spliced from 13 exons. Gene Ontology annotation, molecular function: chitin synthase activity; nucleic acid binding; zinc ion binding. The record is from RefSeq and is a predicted model, not a curated record.